Messenger RNA from Acinonyx jubatus (cheetah), 1421 nucleotides. It is a transcript of the gene EIF2S2, whose product is annotated as eukaryotic translation initiation factor 2 subunit beta. Bases 126 to 1127 code for a protein of 333 amino acids. Gene Ontology annotation, cellular component: eukaryotic translation initiation factor 2 complex. NCBI's taxonomy places the organism in Eukaryota, Metazoa, Chordata, Mammalia, Carnivora, Felidae. Gene Ontology annotation, biological process: translational initiation; formation of translation preinitiation complex; formation of cytoplasmic translation initiation complex. Gene Ontology annotation, molecular function: translation initiation factor activity; translation initiation factor binding; mRNA binding. The transcript is spliced from 9 exons. The record is from RefSeq and is a predicted model, not a curated record.
CUUUCGCUGAUGCAAGAGCCUAGUGCGGUGGUGGGAGAAGUGUCGGCAGGAGCAACGCUGCCGCUGGGGCCUGGGGCUGACCCAUCCGACUUCCCGUCUGUGCCGAGCCCACUCGAGCUGCCGCCAUGUCCGGGGAUGAGAUGAUUUUUGAUCCUACUAUGAGCAAGAAGAAAAAGAAGAAGAAGAAGCCUUUUAUGUUAGAUGAGGAAGGGGAUGCCCAGACUGAAGAAACCCAGCCCUCAGAAACAAAAGAAGUAGAACCAGAGCCCACUGAGGACAGAGAUGUAGAAGCCGAUGAAGAGGACAGUAGGAAAAAAGAUGCUUCUGAUGAUUUAGAUGACUUGAACUUCUUUAAUCAGAAGAAAAAGAAGAAAAAAACAAAAAAGAUAUUUGAUAUUGAUGAAGCUGAAGAAGGUGUAAAGGAUCUUAAGAUUGAAAGUGAUAUCCAAGAAGCAGCUGAACCAGAGGAUGACCUUGACAUUAUGCUUGGCAAUAAAAAGAAGAAAAAGAAGAAUGUUAAGUUCCCAGAUGAGGAUGAAAUACUAGAGAAAGAUGAAGCUUUAGAAGAUGAAGACAGCAAAAAAGAUGAUGGUAUCUCCUUCAGUAACCAGACAGGCCCUGCUUGGGCAGGCUCAGAAAGAGACUACACAUAUGAGGAGCUAUUGAAUCGAGUAUUCAACAUCAUGAGAGAAAAGAAUCCAGAUAUGGUUGCUGGAGAGAAAAGGAAAUUUGUCAUGAAACCUCCACAGGUUGUCCGAGUAGGAACAAAGAAAACCUCUUUUGUCAACUUUACAGAUAUCUGUAAACUAUUACAUCGUCAGCCCAAACAUCUCCUUGCAUUUUUAUUGGCUGAAUUGGGUACAAGUGGUUCUAUAGAUGGUAAUAAUCAACUUGUAAUCAAAGGAAGAUUCCAACAGAAACAGAUAGAAAAUGUUUUGAGAAGAUAUAUCAAGGAAUACGUUACCUGUCACACAUGCCGAUCACCGGACACAAUCCUGCAAAAGGACACCCGACUCUAUUUCUUACAGUGCGAAACUUGUCAUUCUCGAUGCUCUGUUGCCAGCAUCAAGACCGGCUUUCAGGCUGUCACAGGCAAGCGAGCACAGCUCCGUGCCAAAGCUAACUAAUUGGCUAACCACCACUGAUUUUCAAAGUGUGUUGUGGAGAUUUGGCUGGACAGGUUUACCAUCAAAGUGGAUAUAUCAUUGUAUUAAAUACAAGAUAGAAAAGCUGCCAAGUUUUUUGGCUUGUGGCUGGUUGGUCUGAAAUCUUUGCAAGAUGCCGAUGCUCAAGCUGUUGACCUACUCAUUGCCUACUUUAACAACUGUCAGAAAAACAUGAUGGGGUAAGGCGGUGCUUUUUUAAAAUCGUUCAUAGACUUAUGUAAAAUGCAAGAUAAAUUAAAGUUAUUAUAACAGUGA